AAGCAACGUCCCAGUUUAUUAGAGGAGCGUAAGACUUGCUGGGCAGCUCGAGAUGCCUUUUGGGAAUGCAUCAAAGACGCCUAUUCUAAGGGUCGUCAGCUCGCCGAUACUGUCAGUGUCUCUCAAUGUCUCUCCCUUCGUAAGGCAUAUGAGAAGGUCUGCCCAGAGUCUUGGGUAUGCCCAAAUUACAUCCUGAAGGAACGAGCCAAGAAUGCCUGA
Molecule: messenger RNA, 219 nt
Organism: Hydatigera taeniaeformis
Lineage: Eukaryota; Metazoa; Platyhelminthes; Cestoda; Cyclophyllidea; Taeniidae
Source: the annotation of a GenBank genome assembly